UUACGUCACAAAAUGACAAGAAGUCUGAAGUGAAGUUGGCCCAUAGGCAAUUCAGUUUAGGUUAUUCUUAUUAUUCUGUAUCUGUGAUUAGGCUUUUCUAUAGUGGGAUGUGCAUGUUGUGUUGUUGUGAUCGUAAAAGUUUGAAAACGGAUAGAUUAAUAAAACACCAAAGCGAAAAUUAAAGAAAUCCGUACCAACAAUUUCCAAGGCGAAAUACAAUUUGUUUAAUUUUACGAGUCCACUUUGGUUAUUAUGAAACCAAUAACGAUAAAAAGAAACAGUAAUCAUUCCGAAGAUGACCUUGUACGAUAUAAAAUUAAUAAAAAAUACGUCAACAAUGCUAAUAAAUCUCCUGCCAAGAUAAAAACGAAGAAAGAAAGUAUGGCUAAUGAUGAUGACACAGUCCGUUAUAAAUUGCCUAAAGUUUCAACAAAAAUGAAACAAGAGAAGAAGUCAAAAGCAAAACCAAAAAUUAAAGUAAAUUUUUGGAGCAAAAAACUAACUAAUCGACUAAAACAUUCUGAAACCAAGAGAACUGAAUCUAAUCUAAAACAAACGGAUGAAACAUAUAAAAGCUCUUUGUUAACUAAACCAAAAUCUAUAGAAGUUAAGGUUCGAAAGCAAGUAUCAUUCCUUCCUUCGCCUCUCUUCUCGGACAACCAUGAUCCAAUGGUUACCGUGCCAGAUGAUUUAACAUUACAAUUAAAUGAAGAGGAAGCUAAUGCCUUACAUGAUGAUUUGAACCACACUAACACAAAUAAUGCAAGUAAUAAUGAUUCAAAUAAACUUAAUGAUAAUAAAAUUUUGUCACCCCAAGUAAGUCCUAGAAGUAACAGACAUAAAAGAAACCUUAAUAACAAUGAAACAAAGAGUCAGGGUAAUGAAAAUGAGCUUGAAUAUUUCUCCAAAUAUAUCGUUCAGAAAUUAAGGAGAAUGGAAACAAACCAGCGGAUAUAUUCCGAGAACCUAAUAAACACUGUCCUAAUGUUGGGACAGUUAGGAAAAUUAAAUGGAAAAUCAAAAGUUAGUGAACCAUGAUAAUAGGUUUUUUUUACUUAGGUUUAUUAGUUUAUGUUUUCACUUGUUACAACUGCCUUCCAACAUUUAUGUACAAACUUUAAAAUUAAUUGACAUGUUCUUGGAUUACACUGCUGUGAAACUUGUAUCAGCUCAUAUUCUUUCAUUCUAAAAUAGUGAAUAUGAAUACAAGUGUGACAGCAAUGAAAUUCUACCUUAAUAUUGUUAGUACAUAUUUAAUAAUACAAACACAAUAUUUACCAUUAAAUAACUAAAGUACAUAUCUUUGUUGUUACCAUUUACUUAAUAUUUUCUAUUCUAAUGUUCUUUAAAAAAUAUGAGCCCUGAUGAUUGAAGAUAUGUCAAGAUUUUUUUUUUAUAAAAUCU
Molecule: messenger RNA, 1404 nt
Organism: Papilio xuthus (Asian swallowtail)
Lineage: Eukaryota; Metazoa; Arthropoda; Insecta; Lepidoptera; Papilionidae
Product: myb-like protein W
Exons: 2
Coding region: 253-1038 (261 amino acids)
Source: RefSeq, a predicted model, not a curated record